Calidris pugnax (ruff) is the source of this 1797-nucleotide messenger RNA. RefSeq names its product pyrimidinergic receptor P2Y, G-protein coupled, 4 (gene P2RY4). The transcript has 2 exons. Gene Ontology annotation, molecular function: G protein-coupled UTP receptor activity; G protein-coupled purinergic nucleotide receptor activity. Lineage: Eukaryota; Metazoa; Chordata; Aves; Charadriiformes; Scolopacidae. Gene Ontology annotation, biological process: transepithelial chloride transport; G protein-coupled receptor signaling pathway. The record is from RefSeq and is a predicted model, not a curated record. Bases 147 to 1295 code for a protein of 382 amino acids. Gene Ontology annotation, cellular component: plasma membrane.
GCGGGCACAGACGGCACAGCACGGUGAAAGGUAGCCCGCAGCCCCACCAGCAUGGCCCCCAGCCCCAUGGAGGACAGGGGCUCCCCAGGGGUGCCCCGUUCCUGAGAGCCACCCCAGCCCAGGACCACAGAUCUGGCUUGGAAAACAUGGCCACUUCAGUGAGGACGUUCCCAGUUGCCCUGUGGACACCGACGCUGGCUCCCUGGCCGAGAGAAAACACCACCGCGGUGUCGGAGGCCACGUGCGUCUUCAACGAGGAGUUCAAGUUCAUCCUACUGCCCGUAUCCUACAGCAUCGUCUUCGUGGUGGGGCUGCCCCUCAACUCCUGGGCCCUGUGGAUGUUCAUCUCCAGGAUGAGGCCGUGGAAUGCCACCACCACCUACAUGUUCAACCUGGCCGUCUCUGACACGCUCUAUGUCCUCUCCCUCCCCACCCUGGUCUACUAUUACGCCGACCGCAACAACUGGCCCUUCGGGAAAUGGCUCUGCAAGAUCGUUCGCUUCCUCUUCUACGCUAAUCUCUACAGCAGCAUCCUCUUCCUGACGUGCAUCAGCGUCCACCGCUACAUGGGCAUCUGCCACCCCAUCCGCUCCCUGAAGUGGGUGAAGACCAAGCACGCCCGCAUCAUUUGUGUGGGCGCCUGGCUUGUCGUCACCAUCUGCCUCAUCCCCAACCUCAUCUUUGUCACCACCAGCUCCAAGGGCAACAGCACCCUGUGCCAUGACACCACCAGGCCUGAAGAGUUUGACCAUUACGUGCACUACAGCUCCUCCGUCAUGGCCCUCCUCUUUGGGGUCCCUUUCCUGGUGAUUGUCCUGUGCUACUGCCUGAUGGCCAAGAGUCUCGGCAAGUCCAGAUUCUCCAGCUCCAGCCUCCGAAUGCCCUCCUACAAGAAGCGCUCCAUCAGGAUGAUCGUCAUUGUCCUCACCGUCUUUGCCAUCUGCUUUGUGCCCUUCCACAUCACCCGGACCCUCUAUUACACCUCCCGCUACUUCCAAGCCGACUGCCGGACCCUCAACAUCAUCAACUUCACCUACAAGAUCACACGGCCCCUGGCCAGCAUCAAUAGUUGCCUCGACCCCAUCUUGUACUUCAUGGCUGGGGACAAGUACCGGGGGCAGCUGCGUCGGGGUCCAGGCCAGCGGCUCCGGCCCGUGCCCACAUGCAACCUGGCCCUGGUGUCCCCCACCACGGACAACCUCAUGGGUGGCAGUCACAAUGGCAAUGACACCCGAGGGACAGGGACAGCACGGAGCAGAGGCGGGUGCCAAGGAGACAAUGAGGGGUUACAGUAGCCUCAUCCCUGGUCUCCACAAGUCACAGCCCCUCGGGGGGCUCUGUGGGGGCACCCCAGCACCCCAAGGUCUCCAAACCUGCCCCUGCUGAAGGCUGAGGAUGGGUGGCCAUGGGGUUUGUCCCAGCCCUGCCCCGGGAUGCGGUAGGAGGAGGGUCACAGUACUGCUCGGGGCAGGAGAGCCACUUUGGUGAGGGAAUGGGAAGGAUGCUGAGAAAGCCACUUUGGGAUAGGGCAUGUCCCAUCCCAGGAUGCUCCUGAGGACAGGCGGGGGCUGACAGGUCAUUAAAGAGAAAGGACACUGGUCCCUCCCUGGGGAUGUGCAGCCCUUCCAGUCUGCUUGGCAGCAACAUGCGUGGACCGGACUGAACCUGGGGACGGUGCCGAUGCGGGGUCCCCUGUGUGCCUGGCAGAGGCUCCCCGAGAUGUCCCUGUCACACCAUCGGCCUUGGGAGAGGCAGGGAGGGACACAGCACAGGGCACUUACUGCCCGUCAUCCCCCA